Molecule: messenger RNA, 1145 nt
Organism: Fukomys damarensis (Damara mole-rat)
Lineage: Eukaryota; Metazoa; Chordata; Mammalia; Rodentia; Bathyergidae
Gene: Cimip2a
Product: family with sequence similarity 166 member A
Exons: 8
Coding region: 187-1074 (295 amino acids)
Source: RefSeq, a predicted model, not a curated record
CUAAGGCACAAUGACAGCUACUCCAAAACACACCCUCUUCACGCCAGAACCUCACUAUAUCCCUGGUUACAGCUACUCAGGAGGAUGAGGCAGGAGGAUCACUAGAGUCCAGGAGUUGAAGACCACCUAUCUCCAAAAAGAUAAUUCACCCUCCUUGAGUGACCACACAGCCUCCCUGACCUCAGCAUGCUGCGCUACCAGGUGGGGAACACCUAUGGGCGAACCACAGCACAGCUGCUCACAGAUCCCAGCGUGCAAAAGAGCCCCUGCUCUGUGCUGUCUCCCAUGUCCAAGCCCAAGUUCAUUGAGGACUUCAGCCAGUCCAAGCCGCCCUGGGUUCCUUGCCGGGACCUGACUGAGCCCCACAUCCCUCACUACACUGGUCUGAAGCCCUACAGGAACUUUGAGAUCCUGGGCAAGCUGCCACUGCAGGAGGUGGACGCCCAGGGGCCACUGGGAGCAGAGAACACGUCCAGACAGGUUGUGCUGCCCGCUGGCUUUAUGCCCUAUCCCCCCUACCCACCGUGCCCACCAGGCAGAAAGGGGGUCUCUAGCGACAUGGGACACCCGGGCCUGAGACUGGCAUAUGGUGAAGAGGCCUGGAAGAAUGCCAACCCUGUCCACGGGGCCUCCAAGCAGCACCAGCUGUACCACCGCAGAAGGGACGAGUACCCUCCCCCAACCCACCAGCUGGAAACACUGGACAUGGAUAGGUUCCAGCGACUGCCCCAGCUGGACCACCCCAACCUGAUCCAAAGAAAAGCCAUCUCAGGCUAUGCUGGCUUUAUCCCCCAGUUCACCUGGGUGAUGGGGAUGAAUUACUGCGAUGGAGUCACACAGGCUAUGGACGAGUUUGACAAGAACCAGUUUCUGUCCAGAAACCCUAUCUAUCCUCUGGGGCAGAGGCUGCCCAGGACACACUGGCCCUACACCACCAUCUACAGAGGCCAGGGCCUGAUCCCCUUCUACAUGGGGUUCGUCCCCUCCAUGCAAGACAACUAUGCAAUGACAUUUGGCAACAGCACUCGCAAGGCCUGUCAGAAAGAACUCGAAAGGCGAAACGACACACUAUGAAAAUGUUUUAAUGGUGGUGUCUGUACAGCAGGUGAUGUCAGUACAAGGACAGCAGUGCACACGGUGAGAAA